ACGACGUCACACGUGUAAGACUAGACACCUACGUGUACGAUUUGGUACAUAGCCACGAGACAUUCCAUUAACUUCUUCCCAUGCCGAAAAGAACUUCGCCUUUUGCUUCUUUCUUCUUUUUCUUCCUAGACAUUCUUCAUUGUUAUUAAUUAAAUUAAAUAAUAAUUCCUUUGUGAUUAUUCCAAAUCCAAUUAUGGCAUUUGGACUCAGGACUAAGAGCUUUGGGUUCAUAGAAGGAGAGGGUGAGUUUGUGGGUGCACUUCAAUGGUGGAACCAGAUUGAUGACUCAGAUCAAUGGCAGAGAGGCACUUACUAUGCCCUUUGUGCCGCUUAUACGUUGGUCUCCUUCGUUGCCCUGGUGCAACUGGUGCGAAUUCAAAUGAGGGUACCUGAAUAUGGGUGGACGACGCAGAAGGUUUUCCACUUGAUGAAUUUUGUUGUCAAUGGAUUGAGGGCUGUCCUUUUCGGUUUAUACAGAAAUGUUUUUGCAAUUAGACCAAAGGCACUAGAGCAGGUGCUAAUGGAGGUUCCCGGUCUUCUGUUUUUUUCUACUUAUGCAUUACUUGUCUUGUUCUGGGCUGAGAUAUAUCACCAGGCCAGAAGUGAACCGGCACAGAAACUUAGGCCAUCUUAUUUUAUCAUCAAUGGUUUUAUUUACUUGAUACAGGUCUGCCUCUGGAUUUACAUGAGUGUAAGCAGAACUGCAGCUGGUUUGGGAGCUGCAAAACUCUUCCUUGCAGUUAUAUCAUUCUUUGCUGCUCUUGGAUUUUUAUUGUAUGGUGGAAGGUUGUUUUUCUUGUUGAGACGCUUUCCCAUUGAAUCCAGAGGCCGUCAAAAGAAACUUUACGAGGUUGGGUCUGUUACAAGUAUUUGUUGCACUUGUUUCCUGAUAAGAUGUGCUUUGCUUGCAUUUUCUGCAUUUGAUGAGAAUGCAGAUCUUGAUGUCUUGGACCAUCCCAUUCUUAACCUAGUGUACUAUUUGUUGGUAGAGAUUGUUCCAUCAACGUUGGUGCUCUUCAUAUUGCGAAAGCUGCCCCCGAGACGAGUUUCUGAUCAGUACCACCCCAUUAGAUGAGUUGUGCAUUUUAAAUCCUCUCAGAAGCCAACAUUCUGUUCCUUUUUUUUUCCUUUUCAAUAGAUCUUCUUCAUCAGUCUGAGUUGGUGCAUAACUGUUCUGUAUAUCCAUAAUUUCAUUUAUUCAAUUAGUGCCGUUUAUUCUCUAAAA
This is a messenger RNA of Glycine soja, 1225 nucleotides long. Its product is annotated as tobamovirus multiplication protein 1-like. The record is from RefSeq and is a predicted model, not a curated record. Lineage: Eukaryota; Viridiplantae; Streptophyta; Magnoliopsida; Fabales; Fabaceae. The coding region runs from base 194 to 1075 and encodes 293 amino acids. The transcript is spliced from 11 exons.